AUGGCGUCUGCAGCGGCGCCGCCCCGUGCGCCGACAACAGUCUUUGAAAUCACAAAGCUGCAGAAUGACCUGAGAGCCAAGGACCGCCAGCUGGACACAGCGGCAAAGGAGGCCACGGCGCUGAAGUCCCAGGUGGCUGCCAAGGAAAGGCUGAUGCAGCAGCACACCGCAGAGAUCGGCCGCCUCAAAGACCGCGUCCUGAAGGCCGAGGGGGAUGCGGCCACCGCCAACAAGGAGCUGACAAACCUCAAGGCUGACAAGCGCAAGGCCGAGUCCGCCCAUACAGACCUGCAGCGCCACGUUGAGAAGCUCAAGGAGAAGGUUUCGCAGCUGAGCUCCAAGGGCCCAGGGUUCAGCGAGCAGGUGGCACGUCUGGAGUCUGAGGUGCGCAUGGUGAAGAAGGACAACGCAAAGCUGGCAGACGAGACCAAGGCGGUGACCAACCAGCUGCGCGCCAAGGACAAGGAGCUCACCGCUGCGCAGGCCAAGCUGGCAUGGGCCGCACAAGUAAAGGGGGACAGGGUUGAGGGGCGCAACAAGGCGCUGGAGAACGAGGUGCUGGCGCUGAGGAAGGCGGCGGAGCACGCAGUGGCGGAGAUGAGGACGCUGCAGAACGAGUACCGCCGCAAGGACCAGGACGUCUGCAUCCUGAGCACUGCGCUGGAGGAGCGCCGCGUGGAGCUGGACGCGACGCGCGAGGAGCUGGGGAUGGCGCAGGCGCAGAUCAAGGCGUCUGAGUCGCGCUGCUCAGAGCUGACCACUGAGCUCAGCGUGACGCGCGACGAGCUGGUGCGUGCAACCGCAGUGGCUGCGCGGGUGGCGGCAACGGAGCAGAAGUCUGGGCUCAAGGUUGAGGGCACCAUCCCCAUGGCGACUCACGUCGAGGAGGUCAAGUACCUGCAGGGCGAGGUGACACGCCUCAAGGACAAGCUGACGCUGGCGGAGAAAGACGUUGCCGUCGCACACAGCAUCAAGGAGCGCUACCGCUCAGCCCUGGAGGCGGCCAACCUCCCGCUGGCGCUGGACGUCGAGCGCGGCGCCGGCCGCGCCGCGGCGCGGCUGUCCCUCUCGCCCUCAAAGGCGCGCCGCUUCAUGGCGCCGACAGAAGCCGACGGGCAGGAGUUCGCCGAAGGCGAGGAGGGCGGCCAGGCGAAGCCGCUGCCGCCGCCGGGCGGCGUGGAGACGGUGCAGGAGGAGCCGGCGGCGGAGGAGGAGGCCGCGGCGGAGGAGGCGGAGCGGGAGGGGGAGGGGCGGCAGGGGGACGGCGCGCGUGGCUACCCGCUGCGCCGCAGGGCAGCGGCGGCUGCGGCGCUCCCCGAGGUGCCGGAGGAGGGGCCGUCUGACGAGGAGGGCGAGGGCGGCGCGGCCGACGCCGACGGCGGUGCAGGCACAGAUGCGGGCGCCAAGGGGCGUCGGGGCAGGGGGCGCGCGGCGGCGGCGCCCGCUGCGGCGGGCAAGGGGGGCCAGCAGCGGCGCAGCAGGCGGCUGCACAAGGACCAGCAGGAGGAGGUGGAGGCCGCGUGA
Messenger RNA from Monoraphidium neglectum, 1524 nucleotides. RefSeq lists its product as hypothetical. Gene Ontology annotation, molecular function: microtubule binding. NCBI's taxonomy places the organism in Eukaryota, Viridiplantae, Chlorophyta, Chlorophyceae, Sphaeropleales, Selenastraceae. The transcript is spliced from 15 exons. Gene Ontology annotation, biological process: cytoskeleton organization. The coding region runs from base 1 to 1524 and encodes 507 amino acids. The record is from RefSeq and is a predicted model, not a curated record.